This is a messenger RNA of Procambarus clarkii (red swamp crayfish), 888 nucleotides long. Its product is annotated as S-antigen protein-like. NCBI's taxonomy places the organism in Eukaryota, Metazoa, Arthropoda, Malacostraca, Decapoda, Cambaridae. The record is from RefSeq and is a predicted model, not a curated record.
AUGGAUGGUUGCACAGAUGGUCACAUGGAUGGUUGCACGGAUGGUCACCAGGAUGGUCGCACGGAUGGUCGCACGGAUGGUCGCCGGGAUGGUCGCACGGAUGGUCGCAUGGAUGGUCUCACGGAUAAUCGCAUGGAUGGUCGCACGGAUAAUCGCAUGGAUGGUCGCACGGAUGGUCGCACGGAUGGUCGCACGGAUGGUCGCACGGAUGGUCACACGGAUGGUCGCACGGAUAAUCGCAUGGAUGGUCGCACGGAUAAUCGCAUGGAUGGUCGCACGGAUGGUCGCACGGAUGGUCACACGGAUGGUCGCACGGAUGGUCGCACGGAUGGUCGCACGGAUGGUUGCAUGGAUGGUCGCACGGAUGGUCGCACGGAUGGUCGCACGGAUGGUUACACGGAUGGUCGCACGGAUGGUUGCAUGGAUGGUCGCACGGAUGGUCGCACGGAUGGUUACACGGAUGGUCGCACGGAUGGUUACACGGAUGGUCGCACGGAUGGUUACACGGAUGGUCGCCGGGAUGGUCGCACGGAUGGUUGCAUGGAUGGUCGUACGGAUGGUCGCACGGAUGGUUACACGGAUGGUCGCACGGAUGGUCGCACGGAUGGUUACACGGAUGGUCGCACGGAUGGUCGCACGGAUGGUUACACGGAUGGUCGCCGGGAUGGUCGCACGGAUGGUUGCAUGGAUGGUCGCACGGAUGGUCGCACGGAUGGUUGCAUGGAUGGUCGCACGGAUGGUUGCAUGGAUAGUCACACGGAUGGUCGCACGGAUGGUUGUACAGAUGGUCGCAUGGAUGGUCGCACGGAUGGUCACAUGGAUAGUCACACGGAUGGUCGGAUAGUCACACGGAUGGUCACAUGGAUAGUCACACGGAUGGUCGGAUAG